CUGAGGAAGAAAUAAGUUUUUCCCUUUCUCUGCACCGGCUCCUGAUUUCUGGCCCGCAGCCUCUCUGUCUCUCUGUCCCGUUGCAGAGCUGUGACAGUUCAGCAUCAUGGAGCUCCAUUUUGCGCUCGUAUAUCUCUCCCUGCUUUUACCACUGUGCACGUCGGGCAAUAUUCAGAACGACCACUAUGUUUUGGAGCCGUUUGAUUUUCUUUUUGACACGGCAGUGGAAGCGUACUAUAAGGGAGACUGGCUGUCGGUCAUCCUCAACAUGGAGAAGGCGCUAAGGAACAAAGCUACUGUCCGCAAUGUGAAGGCUCAUUGUCGGAUCAGCUGCGCCAACCACAGCGCUUUCGGCGACCCUUUGGCCGGCUUAGGAGUUCCCGUUCCAGGGGCCGGGUCUGUGGAUGACCUGGGCUUCUUCCAGAAAAUCCUGAAACGGGCGGAUUGUGUGAACUCCUGCGAGACCGAGAAACUGGGUUCCCCUACUAUGCACAAAGUCACUGAAGACGUGGAGCUGGAAUUUAAGAAGAGGAGCCCAUAUAAUUACUUACAAGUCGCCUAUUUCAAGAUCAAUAAGCUGGACAAGGCAGUGGCAGCAGCCCACACGUUCUACCAGGCCAACCCGGAGCACAUGGAGAUGAGACAGAACUUGGAAUACUAUAAGAUGAUGGAGGGAGUGAAGGAGGAGGACUUCAGAGAUUUGGAGGCCAGGCCACAUAUGGCUAGCUUCCUGCAAGGGAAGAGUUACUACAGCCACGACUCCUUCGGUCUGGCAGCUGAACAUUUUGAAAUGGCCGUAGAUGGGUACUUCACAGCCGAUAAGGAGUGCAGAGCUCUGUGCGAGGGAUCCUACAACUAUGACGGAUACAAUUACAUGGAAUAUAGCGCUGACCUGUUCCAGACCAUGACAGACCACUACAUGCAGGUACUGAGCUGUAAGCAGCACUGCUCUGUGGAGCUGGCAUCUACAGCUGGCAAAGACAAGCCCUUUGAGGAUUUCCUCGCCUCACACUUCAACUACCUGCAGUUCUCCUACUACAACAGUGAGAAAUACGAGCAGGCCAUAGAAUGUGGCAAAACUUUCCUGUUGUUCCACCCUAAUGAUGAGGUGAUGAACCAGAAUGUGGCAUAUUAUUCUGCUGUGCUGGGCGAGGACAAAGCACAAACCAUAUCAGCCAGACAGGUGGUGAAGCGCUACAUCCAGAAGUCCAUACUGGAGAAAGAGCUGCUCUAUUUUGGAUAUGAAGCUUUUGGCAUCACCUUUGUAGAUCCAGACACAUGGACACCUGAAGACGUCAUGCCCAAGAAACUGAGAGAGAAGCAGAAGGCUGACAGAGAGACUGCGGCGAGGAUCACGGAGGAAAUAGGAAACCUAAUGAAGGAGAUUGAGACUCUAGUUGAGGAGAAGAAGAAAGAUUCUUCUGAUAUGGCAAAGGUCAUCGUGCCACAGGAAGGUGACGUCGUGUUGCAUGAUAAUAUCAAGGUAACCAUGACGUCCAAGCAGCUGAACGGCUCUCAGCGGGUGCUGCUGGAUGGAGUGAUCAGUGAUGAUGAGUGCAGGGAGCUGCAGAACCUCUCCAAUGCAGCUGCACUGAAAGGUGAUGGCUACAGGGGGCGCACUUCCCCACACUCUCCCAGCGAGACGUUCCAGGGCAUCACCGUCCUGAAAGCUGUCAAGCUCGGUCAGGAAGGGACAGUUCCUCUAAAAAGUGCUCAUCUCUUCUUUGACCUGAGUGAGAGAGUGAAGAAGGUGGUGGAGUCAUACUUCAUCCUGGACACUCCGCUCUACUUCGCCUAUUCCCACCUGGUCUGUCGCUCUGCCAUUGAUGACAAGCAGGAGGACCGCGAGGACCUGAGCCACGCUGUCCACGCGGACAACUGUCUGCUGGUCUCUGAGCUCAAUGAGUGCGUCAAGGAACCUCCUGCAUACACACACAGAGACUACAGUGCCAUUCUUUAUUUAAAUGGUGACUUUGAAGGAGGCGAUUUCAUUUUCACUGAGUUGGAUGCAAAAACAGUCACGGCCGAGGUUCAUCCGCAGUGUGGCCGCGUGGUCGGAUUUGGUGCAGGGAAAGAGAACCCUCAUGGUGUCAGAGCUGUCACCAAGGGUCAGAGGUGUGCUUUGGCACUGUGGUUCACACUGGACCCUGCUCACGAGGAUAAGGAGAGGAUCCAAGCUCAGGACAUGCUGAAUAUGUUCGCUACACCAGUGAAUGCCGAGUUUAACAAGAAGGAGGUGACCGUCAGCUCAGAGCCCCAACCAGCCGCACCAGAGGCUCCUGCACAGGCUGCCCAGGAGACAGCAGGCGCAAAGCAAGAGGACAAACCUGCAGAGACAAAGGUAGACGUGCAGGCCGACAAACCAGCGGACACACCAAAGGACAAAACAGAGGGGAAAUCUGCAGAGAUGAAGGAGGAUGUGCAGGCCGACAAACCAGCGGACACACCAAAGGACAAAACAGAGGAGAAACCUGCAGAGACGAAGGAGGACGUGCAGGCCGACACACCAAAGGACAAAACAGUGGAGAAAGCAGUCAAAGCGACAGCAACAGGCACUAAAGCCAAAACUGCUCCGAAAGCAAAGGCUAAAGCUGGAGAGCAGACAAAGGGCAAGAAAGCAGACAAAGGUAAAGCUGCUGUGAAAAAAGAUGCAAAACUGAAGGAUAAAAGUCAAACCAAGCAGGCAGACAAAAAGGAGACAAAACCAGCUGUGAAAAAGACAGUAAAAGUCGCCAAAAAGGACUCCAAAAAAGUAACAUCAGACUCUCAGUUUGACAAAGUAGAGCUGUGAUGUAACAGCGCCUGUGACUCUUGAUAUGCCAUUGUCUCUGAGUUCUUCUUUGUGGGUGCAACUUGUCUUUUUUAAAGUAAUUGGGGUUGUUGGGGGUUGUUGGGGUGGGUGAUAAGAUAUUUUACUGCAGAUGUCCCUCAGAUCAGAUCAGUAUUUUUUCUAUACGUUUAUUUUGCAAUGGUGCGUAAAUGACUGUAACUGACGUAAUUUGGCCUCAAAAAUGUGUCUGUAUCGACAGGGAGUCUUUUCAUCUCUCGUUAUAUGAGCAGAACUGUUCUGCUGAGAAAGCCAUCAAUCAACUUUGUUGAUAGAAUGAAAUAAAAAGUGAUGUUUCUAUA
Molecule: messenger RNA, 3129 nt
Organism: Solea senegalensis (Senegalese sole)
Lineage: Eukaryota; Metazoa; Chordata; Actinopteri; Pleuronectiformes; Soleidae
Gene: p3h1
Product: prolyl 3-hydroxylase 1
Exons: 15
Coding region: 107-2791 (894 amino acids)
Biological process (GO): collagen metabolic process
Cellular component (GO): endoplasmic reticulum
Molecular function (GO): procollagen-proline 3-dioxygenase activity; protein binding; L-ascorbic acid binding
Source: RefSeq, a predicted model, not a curated record